Molecule: messenger RNA, 672 nt
Organism: Corticium candelabrum
Lineage: Eukaryota; Metazoa; Porifera; Homoscleromorpha; Homosclerophorida; Plakinidae
Exons: 1
Coding region: 122-484 (120 amino acids)
Source: RefSeq, a predicted model, not a curated record
UCCGUCGUUUAGUCCAUUUCACGGCUUAGCACCAGUCGUCAAACCCGACGACGUUCAUUCUCGCCAAAGAAGGUCUAGUGCUCCAGACGCGCUCGCCGGUGAGACAUCCAGUUCAAUUAGAAUGAGCCGCAGCCAAGACGAUACCGACACAGUCAGUCGACAACGUCAAGAGAACAGCACGAGCAGUCGGCGUAAGAAGCGUCGAAGACAGCAUCACGAUUCGGUUGCUUCGUUCAAGAAGAGUCCUCGGCAGGAGCAGGAUACGUGUUCUUCGUCUGAGGCGAGGCGACGGCAAGAGGAGGAUACGUGCGGCUCAUCGAAAGCGUCGACGAGUGGACAGGAACGGGAUGAUUGGUAUUGUCCGUCGACGUGCGAACGGAACGAAGCCUCGACUUCUAUGCCCAGGGGCGUUCUCCAACCAGAAGAAAUAGGCAGUUCCUAUAGAGCGAGUCGGCUACUGGGAGAUUUAUCGGACAGUGAUUGAUGUUUUUGGCUUUUUAGAGACGUGGUGUGCACAGAACUAUGGGUUUGGGUAUUACUGACACGUAUACUUUUAGUCUAGCACGCCUUCACUAUGUUUUAGCACGUUUUUGAGCAUUACUGCAAUAGAAGUAUUGAUGGGGCUUGGCUUACUCCGUUACUUGGUAAGCCAAGCUGAUACACAAGUCAAGA